UACUGACGAGCAGACAGUAGAAUGAUAAAGACUAAACAAAAAUACAAGAGGGGGUGGUGAACAGACUACAACCGACAAAGAUGGACCUGCUAACAAUCUUCUGUCACCUCCUGGUUUUAUGUUUCGAUCCGUCUGCAGCCACAAGCCUCAUUACAGCGGAUAUAUUUGAAGCCAGAGGUCAACGUGUGUGCAAGGCAGGGAAAGGGAAGCCGUGUUACAAGCUGGCCUAUUUCUCCGAGCUCCGGCGGAGGCUGAACUUCGUAGAGGCAGAACUCGCCUGCAGACGGGACGGAGGGCAGCUUCUGAGCGUGGAGUCGGCGUCCGAGCAGAAGGUCAUAGAGCAGCUCAUCACAGACCUCCGUCCAACUGAUGGAGACUUCUGGAUAGGUCUCCGCCGUAACCAUGGCGACGAGAACAGCAGCUCAGACUGCUCCUCGCAGUACUACUGGCUGGACGGCAGCAAGUCUACAUUUAGAAACUGGCACUGGGAUGAGCCAUCAUGCGGCUACGAGGUGUGUGUGGUGAUGUAUCACCAACCGUCCGCUCCUCCUGGUCAGGGGGGGCUCUACAUGUUCAAGUGGAAUGACGAUAAUUGCGAAACCAAAAACAAUUUCAUCUGCAAAUACACUGCAGAGGAGCCACUGGACCCUUCCCCUUCUCCACACCCCACUACAGCAACAACUCUGAAUUUGGUUUACAUCAUCAUUCCCACCAUUCCCCUGAUACUGCUGUUACUGACAGUGACCGGAGUUUGCUGCUUCAAACUGCUUACCAGACGAAGGAGGAAGCAGCAGAAAUCAGAAGUAUGCCAGACAGACCCGGGCGUCAGCUCCAGCACUCCAACUGAUGUAUACAACGUUAUUCGCUCCCAGAAGGAUGACGACCUGGUUUCAACUCGCCCGCACACCAAAAUCACCUCCUUUUUAUGCUCCUCUCCUGACACACCGACAGGGGACUAUGACAACCUGGGGGGUCGGGACACCGAAAGCGGCUUUGUCACACUUGCCAGCACGGAGAGCGGCUUCCUCAACUUUGACCUCAAUGACCUCAGCCUUGGGCGUCGUGGCACCCGAGACUUCUAUGACACCAGCUUGGGCCGCUCAGGAAAGAGGGACUUGAACGACAGUAGUCUGGGUUGCACUGGGCAUAGAGAGUUUAAUGACAGGAGUCUAGGUCGUCGUACAACAAAGAGUGAGCAUUACAGCAGCAGUUUGUACGGAGACCACGGAUUGUAUGAUGGCAGUAUCAGAGGAGGGAGUGACCUCUAUGAUCCCAAACUGAGGCCUGGAGGUCACACAGUAAAGGCUGACCUCUAUCAGACAUACAUCACCAACGGCAAGGAGGACACUUACCAAACCAGCCUCGGAACCUAUGGAAACCGGAAAUCCUACCAAGCAAAUCUGGAUUGCUACCAAAAUGGCCUGAAUCUUGAUGGCGGAAGGAGAUACUUCAAUGAACAAGAAUGGAUAAACAGAGAAAACUACUGA
Molecule: messenger RNA, 1487 nt
Organism: Micropterus dolomieu (smallmouth bass)
Lineage: Eukaryota; Metazoa; Chordata; Actinopteri; Centrarchiformes; Centrarchidae
Gene: layna
Product: layilin a
Exons: 7
Coding region: 81-1487 (468 amino acids)
Molecular function (GO): hyaluronic acid binding
Source: RefSeq, a predicted model, not a curated record